This is a messenger RNA of Melanotaenia boesemani (Boeseman's rainbowfish), 3160 nucleotides long. Its product is annotated as beta-1,3-galactosyl-O-glycosyl-glycoprotein beta-1,6-N-acetylglucosaminyltransferase-like. Gene Ontology annotation, molecular function: beta-1,3-galactosyl-O-glycosyl-glycoprotein beta-1,6-N-acetylglucosaminyltransferase activity. Lineage: Eukaryota; Metazoa; Chordata; Actinopteri; Atheriniformes; Melanotaeniidae. The record is from RefSeq and is a predicted model, not a curated record. Gene Ontology annotation, cellular component: membrane. The coding region runs from base 460 to 1788 and encodes 442 amino acids. The transcript is spliced from 5 exons.
GGUAAACCCUUAUUCUGGAAAAAUGCUGACAGGAAGUACAGCAAUUUUCAGCUGCUCUUUUUAACAUACCAAAGGUGUGUAACACCAGUUGGUGUAUGUCAGCUAUGUAUUAAACACCCAAAGGCACCCAAGCAAACUAAGGAGAACAGAUUUAUAGACGACUUUGCUCUGACAGCAGGAACUAUAACAUGUGGAGUGAAUAAUUAGCCUGGUUCCGUAAUGAAGGGAACUUUGGACAACCAUCUCUACUGACACCAGAGGACAAAGCAUCUAUCAGACAUUUUAACAUAAGUUCUAAAUUCACACAAGUCCAUGUUAGUCACUUUGUGUCCUAUUAUUCUAUUUAUGUAUUUAAUCAUUUUAGACACUUUUUUUUUAUAGAAUGUGUCUGAAAAAUUAAAUAUAAAGGCUUAAACUAUUUGCAACUGGACUACAUGCAGAAGUCACACAUUUAAAAACAUGCGGUUUCUGAGACGAGGUUGGCAGGUCCUGCUACUGAGGAUCACUGUUGUGGUGGGAUCACUGUGGAUGAUAUUUCUUGUCAGUCAGCUGGAUAAUGAUUGGACAUCUGCCCGCUUCCUUGAGUACAGCUGGUUAGAAUAUGCAGAUGAUGAUGGUAGCCCAGAAAAAGAGUACAACUGUCCAGCUAUCCUGCUGGGAGAGCGGGAGGCGGUAGAGCAGGCCAAAAUACUGACUAUCACUAAACAUUUCCGCAAGAGUAUUCAGAUCCCUGAUGACUAUUAUAUUAAUGCAACGCAAGAUUGCAGGGCUUUCAAGUUAAGUAGGAAAUAUGUAACAUUCCCAUUAAGCAAGGAAGAGGAGGACUUUCCUCUGGCUUACUCUAUGGUUGUGCAUCACAAGGUGCAGAACUUUGAACGAGUACUGCGGGCGAUUUAUGCCCCUCAGAAUAUUUAUUGUGUUCAUGUGGACAAAAAAUCAGAAGCUUCAGUCUCCUCUGCCAUCAGUGCUAUUGCCUCCUGUUUCCCCAAUGUCUUCCUAGUCAGCCAGGCUGAGAAUGUGGUCUAUGCUGGCUGGCCACGUGUCCAAGCUGACCUUAAUUGCAUGGCUGAUCUCUAUAAUGCCAGCACAAAGUGGAAAUACUUUAUCAACCUUUGUGGUCAGGACUUCCCUCUGAAAACCAACUUGGAGAUGGUAAGAAUGCUGCGCACCCUGAGGGGCGGGAACAGCUUGGAGUCUGAAAGCAUGCCUCCAGAAAAGAAGUGGAGAGUGUCAUAUGUUCAUCAGAUCAUUAAUGGAGGAAUCCAGACGACAAAAGAAACAAAGGAUCCACCUCCUUUCAAUCUGCCCAUUAUGUCAGGAAGUGCCUACAUUGUGGUUAGCCGAGGAUAUGUCCGCAGUGUGUUGAAAGACCAUCGAAUACGUGCACUGAUAGAGUGGUCCAAAGACACUUACAGUCCUGAUGAGCAUCUCUGGGCAACCAUUCAACGAGUCCCUGGUGUUCCUGGCUCUAAGUGGCCCAACCGUAAAUAUGACAUGUCGGAUGUAAAUGCAAUUGCUCGGCUGGUAAAGUGGCAGUGGCAUGAGGGGUCAGAGGAUUCAAUGGGGGCUGUGUACCCAGAGUGUAAAGGCAACCAUGUCAGGUCAGUAUGUGUAUAUGGCGCUGGAGACCUGCAGUGGCUGCUUGAACAGGACCACCUUUUUGCCAAUAAGUUUGAUGUGGAUACUGACCCCAUAGCCAUCUUUUGCUUGGAGAAAUAUCUCAGACAAAAAGCUUUGGCCGAUUUGGAGUGGUUGGAGAUUGUUCCUGGCCUAAAUAAGUUAUUUUAAUUUGUUCCAUUAGCUGUUAUAUGUAGUUUAAAGAAAAUGUCAUGUCUUAAAUUAUUUACAACUGAAGAUCCAUUGAUUAUUUUGAUGGGAAAGUCACUAAAUACUGAGAAAAGGUAGGGAUUGUUUGGAUGUAGUAUUUUCUAAACAAACAAAGAUAAAGAAGCACUUCAAAUUCAGCACUGAAACAGCUCUCCUCAAAGUCUCUAAUGACCUUCUUUUAGCCUCUGAUAGAGGAGAGAGCAUCAUUUUAAUUCUUUGACACCCUACUAGCCUCUCCGCAGCCUUAAAUCCUCAGACAGGUCCUUUUAAGCUGUGCCAGGGUCAAAACUCAAGACCAGAGGUGACCGAGCUUUCUCCAUCACCAUCAAUUUAUUCUUUUAAGUCACUUCUUAAAACACACUUUUAUCGACUGGCUUUUUAUAACAUUUUUAUUUACUUAAUUUAUUUUCAAAAUGUCACUCAUACAUGUGUGUUUUCUUUGUUGAUUUUAUUACCUUACUUUGCUGUGUGCUGUUCAGCACUUUGUAAACCUUGUUUUUUAAAAGUGCUAUACAAAUAAAGAUUUAUUAUUAUUAUUUUAAGUUUAAAUUAUAUGGGAAAGAGAAACUCUUUAGGCUGGUAUUAGAUGAUAUGAAAAGAAUCUUUUAAAUGUUUGCUUCCUGAUGAAUAAAACAGACAAUCCAUUUGGCUAGUGACUCAUUCAUUUAAGGUCUAUUUGAUAAUUAACAAAUAAUUUACUUCACCUAUCUUGGUGUCAGGAAGUGGAAUUGGAUUAACCGACUGCCGAGGACAACACUGAUGGAAAAGCUGGCUUCCCUAGUUUCAAAGAAGUGUGCGGUCCAUGGCCAUCAUUGUUCCAGACCACAAGUUUAAAAAAGAGGACACUUCUAAAGCUGCAGGAGUGAUAUUUAGUGUAAUUUUGAGUGCAAUAGGGAUGGGCACGUUAAUGUGUUAUUAUAGCAUUAAUGCAUUACUUAAUUAAUGCUGUCAAUUUUUUUUUAUUGCGUGUCCCCCCAAACCCCCCCCUUCCGCCUCUUCCUCCAUAUCUUGUCCUGCUGCAGCAGUACGUCUCAUGUAAACAAUCAGGAGAGAUUUAUUAAAAUGAAGAGAUUUUAUUUCUGGCACUUAAGGAGAAAGAAAAAGAACCAAUAUUUCUCUUUGUGCGUCAAAGCUCAUGCAAAUGGGCAGAAAAAUGGGAUUUAUGGACGUGAAACUGCUACCAACGGACAAUGAAAAACUUUUUUUUUUUUUUAUGAACUAAAUGUGGUUUUAUCUUGCAAAGUUUUGAGGCAAGAUGGCAAAGGUAAGUCAUUUGAGGACUAUGUUUUACAAACGUGAAGCAUAAAUUGGGCCUUCUGUUGCCUCUGGUUCA